AUUCACCAACUCCUCCUGUACAAUAAAUGGAGAGGGGGGGAAAAAAUGCAAGAAGAAAAGGAGAGAAAAGGGGAGAAGGAAAAGAAAAGGGAGAUGGAGGAGGACAAGGAGGAGGAGAGAGUGAGAGAGAGAGAGAGGGAGAGAAGAGGGUGACCAAACGGAGGGAGGGAGGAGGGAGGGGGAAACGGCGUAUGCUUGUAUACAACCCUGAUUUCCAUUUUUUUCCCAACUCGUAAUGUAUUUAAUUCAAGUGAAACGUAAUCAUGACGUGUCGUGUCAUUAAUCUCCUCGCCGCCUCUCCCAAAAUUAAAGGAGGAGGCUGCCACAGAAGUGUGUCCCCAAUCAGCCGAGACACUAAAGAAUGGCAUAACAUCACACGCACUGCUGAGGAUGGAUUCUCCGCCAGAAUGUGUGCUGUCUCUUUCUUGUGAGCAGCCCCAGUCCCCCCCAACACUGCCAUCCUUGGACCACAGCCCCCAGGCCUCCUCUCCUCACACCCUGCACUCUUUACCCGACAGCCCUAUUGUCUUGCCCAUCCAGAGCCCUGAACCUUCCCCUCAAAGCCUUGACACCACACCUAUCUUUCCCCUCUCUCCUUUCCCUAUUCACGAGGACAACAACAAUCACCAUGACGUUGAUGAUGAAGAUGAAGAGGAAGGGCUGGAUGGAGUUCCUCCUUCCCCGACCCCAGCAGUUGCUUUGUUCCCAGGAGGAGGGGGACAAGACGCUGCUUGCAGCCCUUGUUUGGACUCCUCUCCCCCUGCCACACCAUCAGCACCAGUCCUUGGGUUUGGAGCCCUGGAGCUCGCACUCUCAUCAGGGCAGAGUGGAAACUGCAAUGAUGAGCUAGACCUCCAGCUGUUCCAGAAAGAUACUGUUACCAGGGCGAUACCUGGAGUGGGAGGGGCCUCAUCAGGGCCUGCGCUCAGGUUUCCUUGUCAUGUUUGCGGGAAGAGAUUCCGAUUCCAAAGUAUUUUGUCUCUUCACGCCCGAGCUCACAGUCUGGACAGAGACCGCCGAGCUUCAGCCCUAUACCGGACUGGACCCCCCUCAGCACCCCUCAAGCAGCAUCUCAAAAUCCAACAGAACCACAAAGACAUAAUCAAGAAUCACAGAAGCCACCCAAACCAGCGCUUACUGCCAGAGACUCUAAUCCAGCAUCUCACAGAAGAGGAGGAUCUGGAUGGUGAGGUCAAAGGUCUUGAUGGUGGCCUACAGACAGAGCAGAACCCAAACUUUUUACUGGAUGACAGCACACCAUUGACCCCUCCACUCACAGAAGACCCCAUUUCUGUUACCUCUCCCUAUUCUUCUACUAUUUUGGAGGGUGCGUCUACUCCCAUAGCACCUACGUUUCGAUGCCAUGCUUGCAAAGGAAAAUUCCGCACGGCUUCAGAGUUGGCGCGCCACGUCCGCAUUCUCCACAACCCCUAUAAAUGCACUCUUUGUCCUUUCUCUGCCAGCCAAGAAGAGAGCCUGGCAUCCCACUUGCAGGAGUGCCACCCUUCCCCUGACAUACCUUCUCUGCCAACAGCCUUCAAUUCAAGGCCGGUCAUUGCAACCCCUGACACUCCAGUUCCCACCCCAACCCAUACCCCAGCCCCAACCCCAAGUACCCCACAGCAGACACCAGCAGCCACGGUAGCUGCUACCCCCGCACUGCCAGCAUUUCGCUGUGAAACUUGUGGACAGCGGUUUACCCAGUCGUGGUUCCUGAAGGGACACAUGCGUAAGCACAAGGACUCGUUGGACCAUAAGUGCCAGGUAUGUGGCCGUGGCUUCAAAGAGCCUUGGUUCCUCAAAAACCACAUGAAAGUACAUCUUAACAAACUUGGGCUGAAGGCAGGGUUGGGAAGCCUUGGGGGCCAGGUUGGUGCUGAUCACCAGGCCAAAAGCUCCGCUAGUAAUCAGUCUCUCAACGCCCUCUACUCAAGCCUUCUUCUGGCACAACGAGGAGGUGGCAGAGGUGGACAAGGACGAUCGGACACUGGAGGCAGAAUGGGAUUGGGCUCAAGCAAAUCAGCCAUCCUGGGCUAUCUGGGGUUGCCCAGUGAUGGUAGCGGGGCUAGCUGCAUGGAGAGACUUCAAGCAGUGGCUCAGGUGGCAGAGAUGGGCAACGGUGGUGGUGGAUCAGGAGGAGGAGGAGCAAUCAGAGGAGGGGGUGCAGGCGAAGCUACAGUAUCAGUUUCAGAGGGAGGGGACCAGGCAACUUGGUGGCAGUUGGUGGCUCGCAGCUUGGCAGUAGCUCAGCAGCAGCAGCAGCAGCAGCAGAGGCCCCAUCAGCGAGGUCAACAGCAAGAUCAACGAGGCCAAGGUCGGAGCUCAGUGAUUACAGAGGCUGAACAAGUCAGAGCAUACCUCGGAGGCUUGGAUCCAAGAGACGAGUCCGGAGGAACAGGAGGACCAUGGGAAUGCCCAGAUUGUGGAAAGUUAUUCCGCAGCCUGCAACAGGUGGUGGUCCAUGCUCGGGUCCACACUCAGAGGCCUCCGAAACGAGGCAGCAGCGAGGAAGAGGGGAGCGGUGGUCGUAGAGGAGCGGGGCUCGGAAGAGGCGGGGGCAGUGAGUUAAGACUUGAUUCUCAGCUGCACAGUAGUGGAUCCCAACAAACAGGAGAAGUGAGGCAGGAAUCAAAACUGCACAGUGGUGGAUCACAACAAGCAGGAGCAGCCACAGGGUUUCACUCUGUCAUCUCAAGCUUCAAAGGAGAAAAUGGCCUGACUACAGUCUCCUCCAUACCUUCAGUUCCCACCAGGGAGCGAGUGCGCGGUAGAGGGAUUAAAGACUGCCCCUACUGUGGUAAAGCCUUCCGCUCUUCACACCAUCUUAAAGUGCACCUGAGAGUUCACACAGGUGAGAGACCCUACAAAUGUCCCCACUGUGACUAUGCUGGCACCCAAUCAGGCUCGCUGAAGUACCACCUCCAGCGCCACCACAGGGAGCAACGCAAUGCCUUGGCAGCCUCCUCCAACUCCUCCUCCUCCGGCCUCACCUCUGGUUUAAACAGUCUGACCUCUGGAACCUCUGGACUGGCCAAGCAGCGCAGAUCCCAGCUCAACCACUGCCCAGUCAACCGAGGCCAAACUGACUCCCCCACCCCUCGGCCGGGCCAGCAGUCCUGGCUCCUGGGGCUUCCGGACCAGCGGGAGCAUCGGAAGGCCCUUGCAGCUCUAAGGGACGUCGACCUGGAGACCCAGUACAGGUAUCUGUCUGGGGUGAUGGGGGCCCUUUAUCAGGGUGGAAUAGAAGGGGGCUGGAUCAGGGAGUCUCCUGCACCCAAGGCCCCAAAAGUGUCCCGCCGUAAGCCCCUUACUACUAGCCGGAUGGUACAGCCAUCAAGUAACAAAGAAGGAACAUCAUCGUCAACUCAAGCGGUUGGGUUUGAACCGCUGGAUCUGUCCCGUCGCACCUCUCCAGGCCUUGGAGGGAUGGAGGAGGAUGGGGGCAUGAGUAUUUUGGAAGGAGGAGUUGUUGCUGGUGGGGAUAGCGGAGGGGAUAGUUCAACAGGGGUCAAACUGAGCCAGUGUUUGUUCUGCCCCUUCCGCACAUCCUCAGCAGAGCUCAUGGCCAUGCAUCUCCAGGUCAACCACACCAGUAAAUCCAGGCGCAAAAGAGCCCCUUCUACUACCUUGGAUGACGAGGGAGUCCCAAAAGCCCCCAAGCCACAGAGGGAGCACUCUGACCUGGACUCUCUGACAGUAUGGAGGCAUGCGAGCGAAGUUGAGUCCAAGGCACCCUUGGGGGAAUGGUCCUCACCUCAGGCCAAGACCCUGAAUGGGCUCUCCGAAGUAAGAGGAGAACAUCUGGACGAUAUCCUCAACCACUCAGACUCCAACAUGGCCAGCGAUAGUCUCAUGGAGAAGAUGGAGGGCAAUGACGAGGAGCAAGACGAAGAAUUGGAAGAGAAUUUGGAGAACAGCAGUUUGGAGGAUUCACAGGACCAUGAUCUGAGGAUGUCCCUUGCUCUUUCACCAGCUCUGAGCUCCAACCACAUGAUGGAGGAAGAGGAACAAGUCUUAACAGAUUAAAACGACUGUGAUGAAACCGUCUUCAUCGGAGAGAUUGGUUUGGUGAUUUCAACUACAUUCAACACAGAAUUCAAGAAGGGGGCUUUGCAGUGAGAAAAGGGAUUUACGGUCAAAUACAUAUUUGCACCUUUACACUUAAAUGUCUGGAGGAUUCUUGUCCCCUGAGAUUACAAAGAGGAUGGAGAGAUAAAUCAGUGCUGUUGUGCUCUCUGUGAUAUUAUUCCUCUACCUUAGUUCUGACCAUGGUCAACCACAAAGUUAAUCCAAAUCUUUUGGGAUUUCGGAGGCCACUUUUGGGAUUUUUUUAUUCCAAGUCCACUUCAAGAUAGGUAAUCUGGAUGAGGACCACCUCUUUGAUGAAUGGAAGAAGGAGAUAACUGAGAUCUACGGCAGAUCCUGCAUCAUUCCACAUGCAUUUAUUCCACACUACUAAUGGGCUGUAUAUCCAAGACUACCUAACUGACCAAUGUAAUGCCAGCUGUAAAAGAGACGCUCUCCUAUAUGACUGCUGACAGUUUGAAACCUCAACCUUCAAGUUCCUCCACAGCCCACAUAGUAACAAGGAAAGUUUGGUUCCUAUAAGUUUCAGGCUGUGGACCUUGGCUAAGCUAUUUGGUAUUAAUUUAAGGUAUGAGGUAACAGAUGCAGACAGUAUGCUCUCCCUCAACUUAUUAUCACUGCCUUGUUUGUCUGAAAAGUCUCUAGACGAUUGUCCUUAAGAAAAACUGAGAUAAGAGUUUGUAACAUUUCUUUCUUUUUUCGGUUAGUGCCUGUUCAUGUAUGUUGUUAAGAGAGUCUCUGGUUGUCCCUCGCACCGAGGCUCUGAUAGGUCAUUUAUUUUAUCUGAAUAUACAGUUUAAAAACAGUUUAAGUAACAGUAUAUUUGUUCAAAGUGGUUCUAGGGUGUUGUGAAUAGUUAAGUUGUAAAAGAAAAGCUACUUCGCAGCGUGACGGUAGCCACUUUUGGUUCAGCUUGAGAAGAAGAAAAAAAGCAGUUGAUAUAAAUAAUGUAUAAUGUGAUAAAGAGGUCAAAGGCUGAGCAGCUAGAGGGGGUCAAAAUUCAGCGUUUACAAUGGUGGAAAAGAACAAAACACAAUGUGGGAGUCUGGCUGUAGGGACACGGCUCGAGCCCCUGAACACAAUCGCCUGACACACCUUUUUAAAGAGACAGAGACUUAGUAACUGUGUCAAACGAGGAACAAGUUCUCUUCGUCUCCACGGGAGAGGAGAUACGGUAGAGAACGGAAAAGAGAGCAGUACCCUGCCUAAAUCUGAAAAACAAACAGUACUCUCGGGGUACGGUGUCUUUUAGAUGACUAGAUCCCCUCUCUUCUUCUUCUUUUAUAAGAAAAGAAAAGACAAUGGUAGGAGUUAUUAUUAAAACACUAACAAAUGCAUAGACAUCCCAGUAGAAUAUGUGUAGCUUUUGUAAAGACAAGAAAAAAAAAGCAGACUUUUGUUUAUUUUCAUUUCAAGAUGCUUACAGAAAAAGGUUAUCAAUAUAGGUAAUAUUGAUUAUAAUGUUUGUGAGCUAAGACUAGUUGGAAUGUCUAUACAGAGCACUGUGCAAGGUUUGAGUUCCCAAAGUAGUUGUUUUUAUUUUGACUUUAUGGAUAGACCAAACGUUUUUUCAAUGGAAGUUAUCACUUUCUGUUGUCGUUUUAAAUGUGUGAAGCUGUGGUUUCAAUAGAUCUACUCCAUCGAUUAGCUGUAUCGGUCGAUCCGUUGACCAGAGUCUCAAGUGUCCAACCGUUGAACUGGUUGUUAAAGAAAGUUCAGAUCAUUUCUGUGCCCACAACAACACAGAAUAAGUUGAAAACAAUCAAACCUACAUGAGAUUCUUUGAUUUUGAAGGUCAAAAAAAGUGCAAAUGUGAGGCAGUAAUGUCCCCUUAGACAAGCUAACAACCACUAUUUAUGUACUUGGACUUCUUCUUGAUGGGGUAUUCUAUGAUUGCGACCAUACCUUAAUGUGCAUUAAUGUGUUUCAGUUCUUUUUUAGAGCACCUUAUGAGUUUAGUAGUGAAAGUCCCUUAGUGGUGUCUCCUUAACAACUACUGUCAACGCCAUCGUGCCUUCUGUUUCAAGCACUUCCUGGUGUAUUUUGUAAAACUCACCAAAAGCACUUAGCCUAUAUCUACACACACACACUCUUCUUUCCUCUGUCUCUGACCUUUUUCUUCCCUCUUCUCUCUUUUCCAUCAUCACCUCAGCCCAUUUUCCUAAUCUUUUUCUCGUGUCUUUACCUCCUGACCCCUCUCUCUCUCUCUCUCUCUCUCUCUCUCUCUCUCUCUCUCCUUGGGGAGGCCGUUCAAACCAGAUUUCUCUGUUACAAUUCAGGCCAGUUGGGCCUUAAACAAGGUCACUAGGCCUUAUUACAAUCUAGCAUGGCUAGACUCUUGAAAGAAUAGACUACCUAACCUUUAGAUGAGUUAAGAAUGAUAUAUAUAUGUAGGGUUAGACUACUUUUUGGUCUUAAUACUAACCCUUGUUAAACCAAAGCCCAAGUUAAGCUCCAAUGAGUAUUGUAUUUAAUCUUUAAGGUGCCAAAACAUGUCCAAUGUGACACUAAAACUUGAUAAUUCACCUCUCUUUUCUCCUUUUCUUCAACCCCUUUUCCCUCCUUUAUCCCUCCGUCAUGCUUGCUCUUCCUCCACGCCCCUCUCUCGUCCGUCAGCAGUCAAUCUCUAGCACCACUUGAAGGUGACGUGUACUAUCUGGUAUCGAGGCCUUUAUUAGAUUUUUAUUUCAGUUCGUGUGGUGUUUGUUCAAUGCCGUUGAGAUGGAAAAAUGCUCUUCUUAUGAUGAUGAUAAUUAUUGUUUUUGGCAUUAUGGUUAAAAUGACAAAAAAAAAAAAGAAGAAAAAAAAACAAGAGAACUGUGUUGUUGAAUGUUGUACAGAUAGCACUAGAGAUGUUGUGUUUUUUAAAGAGAGCACAAACCUGAGCGAUGGUCCCUUCGACUCCUCCCACAGGCAGACGGGAAUAAAACAGCCUGCCAAUCAAUCGAAAUGUCUGAUGACACAAAUUUCCUCGGCGAUGACAGAUUUCCAACAAAGAUUUGGAUGUUUUCUCUGGAGAUUUGAAUGUAAAAAGGAAGCCUUCGACUUUUUUUCCCAAAAUUCUUGCACAGAAGAAUCCUCUUUAAGAGAUUAAAGCAACACUGGAGACAAUAUUUUUACCCUUUGAAGGGUAAAGUAUGACUAUUUGAGUGAGAGUCAGACAAAUACAUGGGCCACUUUUAAUCUGUCCGUACUGUGAGAACGUUUGUUUAAGCUGAGUUUAGCGCAAGUAUAUCUCAAACAUAGGCAGCAGCUAUUCCAAAUAUAGUCUUAUUUAAACUUUCUGUUGCAUUCGCAUGAAGUUGAAGAGAUGCUGCUAUCCCUUUAAGAAGCAAGAUUUCACCAGAAGUCUGUUUUCUGAUUGUGCUACUAACAACAGUGGAGGAAUUAAAGCUAUUAAAUGGGAUAAAAUAGUCUCAAACUCCUCUGUGUUAAAGCUGCUGUUGGUAGUCACAGAGUAAACAUCUGUUCAGAGAGAGGGACUUCGAAUGUCAACACUAUCCCUCCCGACCAG
Notolabrus celidotus (New Zealand spotty) is the source of this 7600-nucleotide messenger RNA. It is a transcript of the gene znf219, whose product is annotated as zinc finger protein 219. The record is from RefSeq and is a predicted model, not a curated record. Gene Ontology annotation, biological process: regulation of DNA-templated transcription. Gene Ontology annotation, cellular component: nucleus. Lineage: Eukaryota; Metazoa; Chordata; Actinopteri; Labriformes; Labridae. Gene Ontology annotation, molecular function: RNA polymerase II cis-regulatory region sequence-specific DNA binding; DNA-binding transcription factor activity, RNA polymerase II-specific. The coding region runs from base 391 to 4026 and encodes 1211 amino acids. The transcript has 5 exons.